UUUAUACACGACGGCAGCGAUGGAUCCAACGCAGGGAGGAGAGGCCUUCUUUAGCGGCUAUUAUUAGGUUGCAACACCUUAUGGAUUGAUGCUUUAUAUUUGAAUCUGUAAAAUGGAGCUUUAAUAAAAUGUCAUCCACCAAUUUUUAUUUCCUAUCGGCAAAGACAAACACCGGUGCACUUAUUUCAGGGCGUUAUUGGUGGUUAUGUAUUUUGAAUCACGUUAUUGUGGCUCUGUGCUCCUCCGGAGUGAUGAAAACUCAACCCAACUUUUUUUCCCUUUUUUUCGAUCCUCAAAUCACCUCGGAGUUUUAAAGGCCAACUCCAGGUUGAAUUGGACUCCUUUUAUUUAUUAUUUGUCCUGUUGAAAAAUGAUGCGGUCGACUUUACUGUUCAUCUAGGAAGGCGUAUUGGGGGGUUGGGUUCGUGUGUGUCUGAAUGUGUGUGUGUGUGGGUGAGGGGGGCGUAAGGUUUCGAUUUAGAGACAGUCAAUUUUCUCGAAACAAAGGACUUGGAUAUCUCCAUCAUCUUGCCUGUGUGUAUGUGUGAUUGUGCGCGCACAUUUAGUGCCACUGAUAACUCCUCAGAAAGUGCACAACACCUCCGUUUGAUUGGGAAAACAUCUAUUCAGUUCUAUCCACCGCAGUGUUGUGUGUUCUGUGGCGCAUUUUAUGUCUUUGUGUCUUGUCUUUAUGCUGUUGAAGGCAUGCAGAAUGUGUUUCAAGCAGAUUUAUUAGACUUAGGGGAAUUUACCGUAAAACGUGUUUGGGUGAGAAUGCUGGAGAAUGUAUGGUAUUCUUUAUAAUGUCGUCUAGGUUCUUUGCGUCUUUACGCUGCGUAAUGCAGGUUGAACUCCUUGUUUUAUGGUGUUUGUAUUUGUUUUAUAGCAGUAAGAAAGUGACAGCAGUUAGACUCUGUUACACCGUAGUGUGUUACAAAUGGGGAGAGAAGGCUAUGAAAGUCUGUGGCAGCUAGUGUGAGCGGGUCACGGCUGGGGAGAUGAAUUUCCUUUACGAGGAAAAACAAAGAUCUGAGUAUCUCUGUUCAGUAAUGCACAGCUCAAGGGCAAAAGCAGCCGCGCAGUGUGAAUGGGGGUAUAUGGACUUGCUAUGCCAGUGAUGUUAAUAUCGGAAAGUGGAGGGAAAUAUAUCCUGUUUAUUCAUGCAAGGCAAAAGGCGACCCCGGCUGAGGCUGAAUUACCAUGCAGGGGGAGUUAAAUGUGGAAUGGGCGCCUGUUGGAGUAACAAAAAAAAGAGGGAACCGGUGCUGGGUUCUCGUUCCUAAUGCAAAGGUCUGCUGGUGAUUUAGAAGGCCGUGUAACCUGAAUUAGUUGAUGAAUUUUCUAUCGAUCCUAAACAAGCCAGAUUUAUCUCUGACACGGUGGUGCUGCUGCUGCUGCUGCUGCUGCUGCUGCUGGGUGGCGGCGCAGCAGCCGGCCAGGCCACUCUCCCACUCCACGUUAUUAGCGAUUUAAAAAGACCAGAGAAAAAAAGAAAGAAAAAGCUUUAGCAAUCACGUCCUUACACACACACCCAAAUAUAUACACACAGGGUGGUGCAGGCGCCACUUUAAAUCCCCCCGAGCACUUUCCUUCUGCUGCUUCUUUUUUCUUUCUUUCUUUCUUCUUUUUGAAGUUGCAGCCAAACGCGUAACAGGGGGAAGGGGUUCGUUUGCAAUGAGGGAGGACUUGUCAUACUGUACUCUGUUGCUCGUGUGUGUCCUCCUGCAGGAGCGGAAUGUAUUUUCAGCUUGUCAGACGCGCUUUGUUAUUGUUGUGAUUCUCUGCCUGCUUAGGACGGCAUGCGUGCCGACAUGUGGUGGAGAGAUAUAGAGGGAGAACCGGGCACGGGAAGGGAGAGAGGGGGGAGACGUAUUGUAAGACUGUGAAUGCCCACAAACUGAGGCCAUAUGAUGAUGCGCGUGCGGGGGCCGUGUAUAUGCUUAAUCCCAUUUCCUUAUCCGGGCUUCGUCCAGGAGGCGCGCCAUUGGCCGGCUGCCGUCACGUGGCUUCUUAACUUUGUUCACUUGACAGAAAAGUAGGAGGGUUCAACGGAACAGGAAUAACCGAAGAGUAAAGGGAUGAGAUAUAAAUUUUAGUUAUAUAUUUUCCGAGUAGGUGCAAUUCCACAAAAAGACUGAAAUUAAUGGCCAUGAGCUCCUAUUUGAUCAACUCCAACUAUGUGGACCCGAAGUUCCCACCGUGCGAGGAAUACUCACAGAGCGACUAUCUGCCCAGCCACUCUCCGGACUAUUACAGCUCCCAGAGGCAGGAGCCUGCUGCCUUUCAGCCGGACUCUCUCUACCACCACCAUCAACAACACCACCCACAACACCAGAACCACCACCACCAGCGAGCUGAGCCGCCAUACACGCAGUGCCAGCGUCCGGGGCAGCCCGCCUCGGUGGUAAUGUCCCCUCGAGGUCACGUCCUCCCCCCGGCCGGGCUGCAGACCACCCCCGUCCCGGAGCUGAGCCACCGCUGCGACUCGGUGACACCCAGCCCGCCUCCGCCUGCGUCUUGCGGCCAAACGCCCCACAACCAAAGCACUUCGUCCCCUACGAGCAGUCGGAAGGACCCCGUAGUCUACCCGUGGAUGAAGAAAGUCCAUGUAAACAUCGUGACUUCAAACUACACAGGGGGUGAACCGAAGCGCUCGCGGACGGCCUACACGCGCCAGCAGGUCCUGGAGCUCGAGAAGGAGUUCCACUACAACCGGUACCUGACGCGCAGGCGCAGGGUGGAAAUCGCGCACACGCUUUGCCUGUCAGAGCGGCAGAUCAAGAUCUGGUUCCAGAACCGGCGGAUGAAAUGGAAGAAGGACCACAAGCUCCCCAACACCAAGGUCCGCUCCGGGACAAACAGCAACACAAACUCCCAGGCUCUAACCGGCUCCCAGACCCGCAGCGGGCCCCUAUAGCCCGGUCUUUAAGCUCUUUGUGUAUAUUAUUUUUAUUUUUUGCCCUCCCUGGUUCCUAAACUGACCGGCAGCCACACGUGUAACCACCGGAGCCUGCACUUUGGACCGGAAUAACGUCUUUGCUCUGGAGGGAGGGAGGGAUGUCAUUGCCGCCCGUUCGGCCCUGAUCUGUGCUGAUGUUACACACUAUAACAGACGUUAUGACGUGGGAGGGGUGGACAGGGAGAUUUCCCAUUCAUAAGAAUAUGAAAUGAACAAAAGUAGGCGAAGAAGGAGACUGAACGAACUGAGAAAAUGAUGCGGCCGCUUCUUUGCUUUUAUUUGCUCAUUCUCUAUCUGCGUCCCUCUCUCCUGCCGUUUAUAUUUCUGUCUUUUUAUACUCCUCUCUCUCUUCCUCUCUAUGACAGAGCAUAAGGCGGUAGGCUGAGGAUAAUGUGCCCGCGUGCGUGUUUUUUUUUUUUUUUUUUUUUUUUUUUUUUAGGUGAAGAUGGAUCCUCGUUUUCAUCUUUAAUCAUGCCAAACUCGGGCCCCAUUUGUCAUGUUUACUCUGCGGGUACAAAGCAAAGGGGUGAACCGCGGCUCUGCCCAUUACCCCUCGCCCCUACCCCCCCCCCCUCCUGCACCCCUCCCCAAACCUCUACUCCUCACCCCCCCGCGCCACUCACACACGCACGUGUAAUAAAUGGAACUCUCGGUUCGUCAAGAGAAGUAUUCUUACACCCCGCCACACGCGCACACACACACACACACACACACACACACACCGCCCUUAUAGUAUUCUCUAAAAUCAAAUAUAACCUCCGGUAUGAUCCAAAAUAGCACCAGGCAGUUUCCUGUCUUGCUGUUAUAACUAUAACUGUUGUUAUUUCUGUUUUGUUUAAUGACAAAGUAUAGCUUUUUAAAUUUUAAUUAUAGUUAUUUUUGAAUUCAGUGUUGAUUGUAAAAUGCUGUUAUUGCUGAGAAUGACAAGGAGCGUUUAUGUGGUCCGUUGAUUGUUCAUGUUGUGAUGUUGUAUACAGGGAAACAGAGUGACAGGGUGAUUCAAGUGAAAUAAAACUAAGGCAUUUGUUCCACUACGAACCAAACAGGGUUUAUAAAGCUGCCUAGGAAAAGGACAAUAAUAUUCAAACCAAAAUCCUGGUACAGCUCAAGAACACAUAAUAAACGCAGCACUAUACAAUGUAUUACCUAUUACCUCAGUUGUACUUAUAUAUAUUUUUAUUUUUUGGGGUCGUCUUAUUUUCUCUUGCUCGUUCAAUGAAGUGACAGCUUUUCGAGCUUUUAUAUUUUUGAAAUUGUCUGGCGACUUAUUAUAAUAAUAAUUAUUAUUACCUGCAAUACAAAAAGCGCUAUUCAUUUCUUGUAUGUGGAAAUUAAAAAAAAAAAAAGUAAUUUAAUUAUAAGCGAUUGUUCUAACCAGGGACACUCAGAAAAAUAAGGAGCCUUUUUAUUGCAUGUCUGAAUGGUGUUGAUUUAUUUUUCUUUAUCUCCCUCUCUGUCCCUCAUUUCUCCGCACAUUAAAUGCGCGCACACUUUUCCUUUCCUCUCUUUACUUCCCCUCUUCUCUCUUUUCUGUGCCACUUUUUAGAUAUUUUAUUCUGCAAGUGUUUUUUUUUUUUUUUAAUUGAUGUUAUUUUAUUUACAUUCCAAAGAUUAGUUUCUAUGAUGAUGAUGAUGAUGAUAGCAAUGAUGGUAUUGUUGAAUAUGUGUUACCUCCUCCGAUAUGUAAGUUGCUCCUUUCUCUGCUUAUGCCUCCUCAGUGUCGACCUUCUUAUUAUUUGUAAAUAGUUCAUAGAAAUUUAAAUAAAUGGCUAAAAAAGAAUAUUUCUCUAUCUUCUUAUUUCCUCUGUCAAAAUUAUGAGUUUCUUCUAUAAUUGUUGGGGCACAGCCGACCAUUAAAGACAAAAAGGUUUGAGUUAUGUCACAUAAAAUCGUCCCGUUUGAAUUCAAGUUUUUAAGGUUUUAGUAUUUUUUCUUUGUUUGUAAAAUUUGUAAUAAAAAUAAUCUCCAUUUUGC
Molecule: messenger RNA, 4933 nt
Organism: Epinephelus moara (kelp grouper)
Lineage: Eukaryota; Metazoa; Chordata; Actinopteri; Perciformes; Serranidae
Gene: hoxb4a
Product: homeobox B4a
Exons: 2
Coding region: 2144-2917 (257 amino acids)
Biological process (GO): regulation of transcription by RNA polymerase II; anterior/posterior pattern specification; embryonic skeletal system morphogenesis
Cellular component (GO): nucleus
Molecular function (GO): RNA polymerase II cis-regulatory region sequence-specific DNA binding; DNA-binding transcription factor activity, RNA polymerase II-specific
Source: RefSeq, a predicted model, not a curated record